AAACCACGAUUCCAUCCACCAUGCACUCUUCCGCCAUCUCCUCCUCCUCCUCCGCCGCCGCCGCCGCCGCCGACGCCGGCCCUCUCCGCCGCCUCAGUCGCCGGAACCCUACCUCUCUGGAUCCCCAAUCUCUCUCCUUUCCCUCCGGACUCUUCCCCUUCCGGCUCUCUGUUAAUGCCCUCAGCUACUCCUCCUCUUCUCCUCGCCCUCUAUCUUUGAUCUCUCUCGCUCCUCGUCCUCUUCGAGCGAUCUCCGAUUCCGAUGGCGUUGGUGAGACUGAAGCGGCUCCUCGCCGGCUUCUCCGUACCCUCCAGCUCGGCAUCCUCUUUGGCCUUUGGUAUCUCUUCAAUAUCUAUUUCAACAUCUAUGAUAAGCAGGUUUUGAAGGUUUAUCCAUUCCCGACAACCCUCACUACUGUUCAAUUGGCUUUUGGGUCUGUAUUUGUUAUUCUUAUGUGGAUUACUAAUCUUCACAAGAAACCUAAGAUCUCUCUAUCACAGCUUGUGCCAAUUCUUCCAUUGGCCCUUGUUCAUGCAUUGGGACUUCUUUUUACAAAUAUGAGUCUUGGAAAAGUUGCUGUUUCAUUCACACACACAAUCAAGGCUAUGGAGCCCUUUUUCACGGUUAUGCUGUCGGCUUUGUUUCUUGGGGAGAUGCCUACUCUUUGGGUUCUGCUUUCACUUGUUCCAAUUGUUGGUGGUGUUGGAUUGGCUUCGCUUACCGAAGCAUCUUUUAAUUGGGGCGGAUUUUGGAGUGCGAUGGCCUCAAAUCUAACAUACCAGUCUCGGAAUGUACUCAGCAAAAAGAUCCUGGUUGAGAAAGAGGAAUCAUUAGACAACAUAAAUCUCUACUCUAUAAUUACUAUCUUGUCUCUUUUCCUGAUGGUUCCUCUGACACUAUUUGUCGAAGGUGCCAAGUUUACUCCUGCACAUUUGCAAUCUUUUGGUUUAAAUCUUAAGGAGAUAUACAUGAGGGCCUUUCUUUCUGGGCUUUGUUUCCAUGCUUAUCAACAGGUUUCGUACAUGAUCUUGGCCGAGAUAUCUCCGGUCACUCAUUCUAUCGGCAAUUGUGUGAAGCGUGUGGUGGUCAUUGUGGCCUCAGUUCUGUUCUUUAGGACUCCAAUCUCUCCCAUUAACUCUUUAGGAACUGGUGUAGCUCUUGCCGGAGUUUUCUUAUACUCGAGAGUGAAGAGAAUUAAUUCGAAAUCUUCAUAGAUUUAUUAUUGUUGUUGUCAUCAUCAUCACCGUCUUUGUAACAUCGAUAUCAUGACACAUUUGUAGAUUAUAUUCUUUGUGGAAGGAUGACAAAUGCUCCAUGAUAUUCUUUUGCUGCUGCUUUUAAUCAGCAAGCAGCUUUCACUUAGAUUUUGUGCUUAAUUUAGAACAUGCUAUAUUUC
Messenger RNA from Dioscorea cayenensis subsp. rotundata (Guinea yam), 1396 nucleotides. RefSeq names its product phosphoenolpyruvate/phosphate translocator 2, chloroplastic-like. Gene Ontology annotation, molecular function: antiporter activity. Gene Ontology annotation, cellular component: Golgi apparatus; membrane. Bases 21 to 1214 code for a protein of 397 amino acids. The transcript is spliced from 9 exons. Lineage: Eukaryota; Viridiplantae; Streptophyta; Magnoliopsida; Dioscoreales; Dioscoreaceae. The record is from RefSeq and is a predicted model, not a curated record. Gene Ontology annotation, biological process: transmembrane transport.